Parus major (Great Tit) is the source of this 3658-nucleotide messenger RNA. Its product is annotated as ovalbumin-related protein Y-like. Gene Ontology annotation, biological process: negative regulation of endopeptidase activity. The transcript is spliced from 8 exons. The record is from RefSeq and is a predicted model, not a curated record. Lineage: Eukaryota; Metazoa; Chordata; Aves; Passeriformes; Paridae. Bases 1808 to 2974 code for a protein of 388 amino acids. Gene Ontology annotation, molecular function: serine-type endopeptidase inhibitor activity.
CAGAACUUAAUAUAUAACAUAAACCAGACGAUUGGGGAUACCAGUAUCAUAAAGUCACCCCAGGACACAAGGGUUGUAGUAGACUGGCCUGGACCACACACCUCACCAUGUAAAGUACCAAUGUGAUGUAAAUGCACCAGUCCAGACCGAACUCUUCAUGGCUCCUAUUGCAUGAGCAACUUUAGCUGAAUGGGAUUAUGAAGAGCUGUACUAGAGAGAAAAUAAAGGACGAUUCAGAGGCUUUCCUCUUGUGCAGACAACUAAAAUGGUUAAAAAGUCCACCUCUGCUCUCCUGAAGCAUAAUUUGCUCUAGACAAUUUCAGAGCCAUUUUGUGUAUUGACUUUGGAUUUCUGUUUUAAAAUUACGUGGCAUUUAAGAGGUCAAAGCAUUUUCUUUUAUUGUCUGUCCAUUCUUUUAUUUCAAAGGAAUUAUGCAACUGGUUUCUGCCUGCAAUUGUGUAUUAUGACUGUCUUGCAGACCAUGAAUGUUUCUUCAGCUGGUUUGUUCAGCUGUUGUGCCAUGAAGUUGCUUGUGGAAGAAUGUAAGAAUGGUCUUGUAAGAAUGGUCUCUGUAUGUACAAAAGGCACAUUUUGAACCUAGCAUCUGGUGCUGUGACCUGUGGAAAAGAACAGCACACCUUAAACUACUCUUCAAAAUUAUAGCGGUGACUUCAAAUCCUUUUCUGGUAGCAUCUGACUAGGAUCUAAAUAUCCUGAUUCCUGAAUUUAAAAAGAUACAGAAAUCUUGUCAUAUUUUCUCAACUUCUCUUCCCCUAACAUAUUUCCCAUUAGUUCUGUAAUUCUUCCCUGUAUAGAUGUGUUGAAAUUGCUUUUGAAAUUAAUUAAUAUUGACAAAUACUCUCACUGAGAGUUUUGUUCCACAGACUGUGACUAUGUCUGAGUUCCUUGAGCUAGGUUGCUCUAGAAUGAAAAACUGAGCUCUGUGAAACACUCUAUCUGUAGUCUUUUACAAUGCAGCAAGGGACACCAGGCAAAUACAUAUAACUUCUUGCAGAAAAAUCUACUUAAAUUUUAUUAAAUAUGGCAAUAAACAUUGAAAGGAUAAGCUCUUUCUUAUGUUCCUUGGUGGCAAUUUUUUUCCAUUCCUUAGGAAGUGCUAUGGAUUCUGGUGGGAAGAAAGACUGGUGAUAAUGGCAGUCCAGCCAACAAUAGGAGAAAAGUUGCAAUAAAUACAGCCCUGCAUAUGCUGAUCUUACCAAAAUUUGUGAGUUCACAGAAUGGUGAUUCUGAGAUGGAUCUGGCCUGUCACUAUUCAAGACAGAGGAAUAUUGAAGAAAAUAAGACAAAAUUCCUUGCAGACAUUCUGAGAGACUGAAUUCCUCACCAUUCUUUUUUGUUUUAUUUUCACAAGUUAUGUUACAUUAUUUGCUGCCAUAACCAAAUCAUACUUUCUAUUCAAGUUUCAAUAAAUAGCCUUUAUUUUUAUUUUUGCUUCAGUCAUUUUAAUGUUCUCCUGUCUUUUCUGCAGUAUGAUGAAAAAAUCUUCCUUUUUGGAAACUUUGAGUUAAAAUAAUUUCAUUCAGGCUUUUUGUUUUGUUUUGUUUUGUUUUGUUGUUUGGGUUUUUUUUUGUUUCAAAGAAUGGACUUAUUCCAAGUAAAAGUUCAUGUCUGACAUUGAACUCCAUCCAUCACUUUAUUGGGUAAACACAAAACAGGCAGCACGGGGCGUGUCACAAGAUAACACAAGAUAUAUUUCAUGGGGUUCGUCAAGUCUGCCCCAAGUACAGCUGAGAAGCUGUGCUCUACCUUUCCCUGGUGAAUUUGAUAAGACGACAGGGAUUUCACAAUGGGCUCCAUCAGCGCAGCAAAUGCAGAAUUUUGUCUUGACGUAUUCAAAGAGGUGAAACUUCACCGCAGCAAUGAGAAUGUGCUCUUUUCCUCCCUGAGCAUGCUUUCAACCCUGGCCCUGGUGUAUAUGGGAGCAAGGGGUAAGACUCAGUCCCAGAUGGAGAAGGUUCUUCACUUUGAUAAUGUUACAGGAGACAGAGACAUUUCUGACUCCCAGUGUGGCACUGCUGAGUACAUCCACAAAUCAUUCAAGGAUCUUCUCUCAGACAUUGGCCGGCAAAAUGCUACUUACUCACUCAGGAUUGCUGACAGACUCUAUAUCGAAAAAACAUACCCUAUUCUUCAGGAAUACAUAAAGUGUGCACAGAAAUUCUACAAGGCAGAGCUGGAAGAAGUUGACUUCAAAACAGCUGCAGAGGAAGCACGACAGAUCAUCAAUUCCUGGGUGGAAAAAGAGACAAAUGGACGUAUCCAAGACCUCAUUGUGUCAGACUCUAUUGAUCUCAAUACUGCGUUGGUCUUUGUGAAUGUCAUUUACUUCAAAGGGAUAUGGAAAACUGCAUUUAAAAAAGAAGACACUGAGGAAGAGCCUUUCAAUGUGACCGAGCAAGAGAGCAGACCAGUGCAAAUGAUGCAUCAGAACAACACCUUCAAAGUGGGAAGAGUGGCUGAAGACAAAAUUAAGAUCUUGGAGCUUCCAUACACCAGUGGAGAGCUGAGCCUGUUGGUGCUGCUGCCUGACGACAUCUCUGGCCUGGCACAGCUGGAGAACAAAAUCAGCUAUGAAAAACUCAUGGAGUGGACCAGUCCCAAGGUGAUGGAGAAGAAGAGGGUGAGAGUGUACCUCCCACGCAUGAAGAUUGAGGAGAAAUAUAACCUCACAUCUGUCUUGACAUCCUUGGGUAUGACCGAUCUGUUCAGCCCCUCAGCCAACCUCUCUGGCAUCUCUUCAGCAGAGAGCCUGAGGAUAUCUGAGGCCAUCCACGAGGCAUACGUGGAAGUCACUGAAGAGGGCACUGAGGCAGGUGGCUCAGAGGUUGUGACCGGAGAGAUCCAACAGUCCUCUGAGGUUGAAGAGUUCAGGGCUGACCACCCAUUCCUUUUCUUCAUCAAACACAAUCCAAGUGACAUGAUCAUCCUCUUUGGUAGAUUUUGUUCUCCCUAAGGAGAAAAAGGGCUGGAAAUAAUGCUUGCCUAUCCCUAAGAAACAGACCUGCUUUACUCUAGUAUAAUAUCAUCUCUUCACUAUCUCUAAGUGGAAAGCCAUCAAUACCUAGAGAGAUAUUCCUGAAGAAGUGUGUGACUUUUCAGAUCUUUGGGUGCAGAUAUUUCUGUUACACAAGUUGUACUUACGACUUAUAUCCAGGAAUAAAUGAGAACUUACAAGAGGUAGCUUAGAAAUAUUUUCCCUCGUGAUUGAAUAACUUAAGACUCAGGACCAGUGUUUUGAUUCUUGUGAGAGAUUCUGACACUGAUAUUGAGUCUGUUUUUUCUAUAGGAGUUCUCUGAAAUAAACACAGUUUUUAGAAUAAUCCUCUUCCUUUCUGUUGAACUCCUUGGGCAACCAUCCUUGAACUGAUGCCUGGACAACUUGCAGACAAAAUUCUUAAUUUUAGCAAAUCAUUCUUCUUUGAGUAUUGCAUUUGUGUUUCUUUGUGAUGCACAUACUGUAAGGCUAAGGUCUCUUGUUUUGAGGGGGCAUACAGAAAGUUUACCAUUUCUUCUUAAAUCAUCAUCUCCAAACACAUCACCUUCCUGACUGUUUCCCAUCUUCAUUCCUGGCACAUGUCAUUGACUUGUGAAUGGCAAUUGUUGGUCCUUCUAUUUAUUCUAAUAAAAGCAUUGCAAA